This is a messenger RNA of Apiotrichum porosum, 303 nucleotides long. RefSeq lists its product as uncharacterized. The record is from RefSeq and is a predicted model, not a curated record. NCBI's taxonomy places the organism in Eukaryota, Fungi, Basidiomycota, Tremellomycetes, Trichosporonales, Trichosporonaceae. The coding region runs from base 1 to 303 and encodes 100 amino acids. The transcript is spliced from 2 exons.
AUGCCGACCAACCUUGUGGCUGCCGCUGCAGCCUUCGCCCUUGGCUACGAGAAGCAACAAGUCGGCAUUGUCAAGUUGGCAAGCUGUGGAAACGAGUCCACGGCGGCCUACGUCAGCAACAACCGAACUCCCGUCCAGGAGGGGACCAUGUCAGCAUCUGGCACCGCCCAAGGUCCCACCAGGACCGGAGACAGCACGUCCCCUACGUUCACCUCGCCGACAGCCAAGGCAAGCGUUGCCGUCCAGCUCUCCCUCCCGGUGUUUGGGGUUCUGGCAAUGAUUGCUCUCGCUCUCAUGGUGUAG